Molecule: messenger RNA, 783 nt
Organism: Trypanosoma grayi
Lineage: Eukaryota; Euglenozoa; Kinetoplastea; Trypanosomatida; Trypanosomatidae
Product: adenylate kinase
Exons: 1
Coding region: 1-783 (260 amino acids)
Biological process (GO): nucleoside triphosphate biosynthetic process
Cellular component (GO): cytoplasm
Molecular function (GO): nucleoside diphosphate kinase activity; ATP binding; AMP kinase activity
Source: RefSeq, a predicted model, not a curated record
AUGUCGACCGGUGAUCUCUCAGAGGAUUCUGUCACGUACCUUGAGGAAAAGCACAUCAAACCACUGCUGGAGGAACUCUUCCAUGACGUGUUGCUGCACCUCCCAGAAGACCCACUAGAGUUCCUGCUGAGGUCGCUCGAGGGCAAAACUUCGUUGCGGAUGAUGAUUGUCGGGCCUUCCGGGAGUGGGAAACUAACACAGUCGCGCCGUAUCGCACAGAAAUACGGCGUGGUCCUCGUCAAUGCUGAUGAAAUAUUUCGUGAGGAGAUGGAGAAAAAUAUGGAGGAGGGCAAGACGAGAGCAAGCUGGUUUCGGGAAGGAAACGCGGUUCCCAGCGAUGUCGCCGCAGAACUCAUCAUAAAGCGGCUGAACGCAGAGGAUGCUGCUCGCAAUGGGUGGGUGCUCGACGGGUUCCCUCGCACCCGAUCGCAGGCGCUGCGGCUGCAGGAGGCCGGCAUGUCGCCGAUGCUCUUCGCUGUGCUGGAUGUGCCGGCGGAGGUGGCGGUGCAGCGCUGCGCUGGGCGCCGCUACGACCCCAUCACGCAGAAUGUUUACCACGAGAAGUACGUGCUGCCGCCGGCGGGAACAAUGGUGGAGCCCACGGAGGACGGCGAUGCAUCCCUCGCAACGGUGGUGGGCAGGUGGAAGUACUUUGACGCGAGGAAGGAUGAACUCAUCGAGUGCUAUGAGCCGUUUUUUGUGCGCAUUAACGGGGACCAGUCGGUGGAGCGUGUGUUUGAGGAGGUGUGCGAGCAGGUGGACUCUCGGUUCGUCUCGGUGUAG